AUGGCAGAUCUCCCUCCAGGACUUGCCUUUGAUACGGCCACGAAGAAGCAGCCCACCUCCUUGUCUGCCUUCCAAAUGCUGCCGCCGACGGCAGCAUUGCCGGCGCCGACGCCGGAGGAGGAGGCUGCAAUGCAGGGGAUGAUCUUUGCCAAGCUGGAGCAGGACAUUGCAGAUGCGACGGAGGCAGUGACAGCCAUGAUGGCCAUGACGAAUCCGGCAACUGACGUGCCCGCAAAGUCUUCUUGUGGCUGGGGCAAGAACAAUGAUCCUUCGAGCUUGCUCACGCGAGUGAGACGAGCGCCUGGGCGACAUGUGUCAUUGGAAGUGUUGCGCCAAGAGGCACCUGCAGAGCUCAAGCAGUUCAUGCAGGAUGGAACCAGCUUUGCCAUGUGGUUACGUCAUCGUACAGGCCUGUUGAAGGUGAAUGGCCUUCCAGGGGAAGAAGUUGUUGUCUUUGCUGGGUCUGCUAAGGAGCAGGCAGCGGAGGAAAUCGGACUGGACCCUCAGGCAGAAGAAUUCAAUCCGUUGUAUGGGCUUGACCUUUGCGAGAUGGCAGAGUACAUGGCCUACGAUGAGGCUUGCAAUGACAUGGCAGCCUUCAUGACCUAUUUUGAAGAAGGCCAAAGUGGCACAGAUUUCGUGCUGCCGGACGACUUCACGGAAUCGACUCUGACAGGACUCGAAGGACUCGAUGAGCUUAACUCGGAGGCGCUGUCGGAGCUCCAGGCCAUCGGCCCGCCGCCGGGACUGACACUCGAGCUCGAGGUGGACGGUCCGGCGUACGAGGCCGAGCAAGUGGUGAAGGCCGGAGGCCUCAACCCAAAGGCUGCGGAGUUCCGUCCGACGAAGACCCUGGCGGAUUCCGAGAAGAUGAUACGCUCGCGCCGUGGAAAGACUGGGGUGCCCGAUGCAAUUCCGGAGGAGCCCAUCACGGGCUCGUCCGAGACGGCUUCUGGUGGAGAGGAUCCUGCGACUGCAUACGAGGAAUCCAUUUCGGGCGAGGAUGAGGAUGAGGUGGCUGCAGCCAAAGCUGCUGCUGUGGAGCAGCAUGCUGUGGCAGAAUCUUCUGUGAACUGA
This is a messenger RNA of Symbiodinium sp. CCMP2456, 1077 nucleotides long. The record is from the annotation of a GenBank genome assembly. NCBI's taxonomy places the organism in Eukaryota, Dinophyceae, Suessiales, Symbiodiniaceae.